Alosa alosa (allis shad) is the source of this 5392-nucleotide messenger RNA. Its product is annotated as zinc finger protein 518A. Gene Ontology annotation, molecular function: chromatin insulator sequence binding. The coding region runs from base 1 to 3051 and encodes 1016 amino acids. The transcript has 3 exons. The record is from RefSeq and is a predicted model, not a curated record. Gene Ontology annotation, biological process: regulation of transcription by RNA polymerase II. Lineage: Eukaryota; Metazoa; Chordata; Actinopteri; Clupeiformes; Clupeidae. Gene Ontology annotation, cellular component: chromosome.
AUGGAAACUGAUGUGGCGAUGCCCGAUGAUCCUCCAGAGAAAGAUGAGGGCAGCAAAGACACAGAAGAAGAUGUAGAACCUUUAAAAGACUGCAAAGACCUUCCCACAAAAGAGCUCUCAGAACAGCUUCCAGACGGGCAGUGUAUUAACCAGGAUGGACAAGAUGAAGCAUCCUCUGAAGAGGCAGGUACUGAUGACUCGCAAACAGCCAGGAAAGCCUCCAAGAAAUCACCUUGUAAGAUGCAGCAGGGGGCUGUUUUCUCUGGGAAAAUACUCAGCUUCUGCUGUUCUGAAUGCAAGGGUGACACAACCUACAGCCCCAAUGACUUACUUAAGCAUUUUCAGGGAUCUCACAAGGGCACCCUCCCCACUUAUCCAUGUGACUUAUGCAGUUUUGUCACCAAUGAGUUCUCCUCCCUUCAGCGCCAUCGCAUUGGCCACCGGAACCCUCAGGUCACAUGUGAGAUCUGUAAUGACGGUGUGCAGCCAGAUUCUAUGGAAUUUAACAUGAUGGGAUCAACAAAGGACCUUGCCAAGCCAAUGAAGAGUAUUGAUGUGGAUAAUGAUGCUGAUGAUGAGUUGCCUAUGGAAGUGGAGAAUUGGCGAUUCAGAGACCCCCUCUCUCUUGCUACACACUCCAAGAGCCAGUCCCCUGAAAACAGCCAAACAGCUGCAGUUCAAAGUUUCAGUGAGGAACAGAACUCCCAAGAACAUCUUUCUAGCUGUACCAGAGAUGAUGACAAAUCCACAUGUGAAUCGCCCAGUGGUAGCAAAUCCUCAAAAUUAUCUUUAAAGAAUGAAUCUGGUCCUCAUACAGUUCCAGAAACGGACACAGUUGUAUUAGAUGCUGACAGUAAGAUGUUGAAUUCUACAAUGAAUUCGCCUAAUCAGGAAGUCUACAGUUUCCACAACUACUCCAAGGAGACGUCUGGCAGUCUGGCUAAGUCCCUUUUGUCAGAUGAGCAGAAUGGUGGACAGCCUCAUGAAGGUGAGGAAGUUGAUGAAGAGGACUGCAGUGAUCCCAGGCUUUCUGCUGAGUGGAGCUUGAGGCUAGAUGCUUCCCCUCCUCAAACAAGCCGUUGUGAAGAGGAGGAAGUUGAUGGGAGUAAAUCUCAGAGUGCAAAUGAGGGUACAGCUACACUUGAGAGAGUGUCUGACAGUGACAUAGAGGUGGAUGAAUGCAUUGCUUUGGUUGAUGAACCAUCUCACACUUUGGAAAAACAACCCAACAUGCAAAGUACCCCAUCUGUGUCAAGUAAAGUUGAGGAAGAUGCCAUAUCUGUUGGUCAAAAGGGACCUGGUAUCAAAAAUGAUGUAGCAGUCUUGGGAAGAAUACUUGAAAAGCACUCAGAUGCUAUAAUAAACCACCAGCUUGAAAAAGAGAGAAUGGGAUCCUCUUCUGUAGCCUAUGAUUCUGUGAGGCCCACAAAAACCACACUAAAAAUCCUUCAGACACCAGAGGGUAAACAGCAAAUGUUUCUUCAUACUCCAGACAACCAGUAUGCUGUGCCAGUGCAGCUCAAAAGUGCACCUGGUUUCAAACUCAUAACUAAGUCAUCUGCAUCCAAAAUUAAUGUAUCUUAUGUCCAACCUGGAAUUGAGAGAUCAACUAAAACCACUGGGCUUGCAUUAACUCUAAGUGGUGGCAGAAUUGGUGCUGGAGGUCAGCCCUCCAGUGGUGGGGACAAAGGACCUACACAUUUGUCAUCUCUUCAGCUGGGAACCAACAGCAGUGGAGGACAUUACCUUGUUAACUCUGCAUCUUUAAAAAGUCCUAUCUUCCUGUCAGGCACUGUUAAGUCUCCUUCUGGGGAACAGACAACAAAUAGGCCACCAACAUGCUAUUUACUCCAAAGGCCACUUCCCAUUAGCCCAGUCGCUGGGUGUUCUAAUCUUGACCCAUCAGGUUCAAGUUCUCAAACCCAGCAAUCUUCCCGUCAAGUCCUGGCUAUGCCUGUGAACCCAGCAGACAAGACCAGUCCCAUUCAAACAGGGCGACAAGCAUACCUAGUCAGGUACAUCUCUCCUGCCAAAUCAGGAAUACUGCUUAAUAAUGCAGAAGGGAAAACUGCCGGUUCAAACACGCAGUCUAAUGAAAGUGGCAGGAGCAGGAUGUUUCUUAAAAUUGUCAGGAGCCCCAAUGGCACCAGGUUUCUCUCUGGUGUAUCUGGCUCUUUGGGCAAAAAGCCCAUUUAUCUGGCAACGGGAGGAGGUCUUCAGUCCCCAUAUUUUCUGAUGUCAUCGAACAAGUCAAUAGUUAAUAUGUCAGCUGGACUGAAAGCCUCAAACCUACAACAUGGCUCCAACCACCAACAAUCCAUGGCAUCACAGUUGUCUAAGACUUUGCCUCAAGUUCAAGAGGAUGGUAUGAUCACGCAUAAAAAGUCCCGCCACCUUCUUAAUCAAACCCGAAUGAGCCAAAGGAAGAGGCAAAGGAAGGCCUUGUUUGAUGACAUGUUUGAGACCUCAUCCAAAGCAAGGAGGCUCUCCAACAGAUCAGAGAGGGAGGAGCCGACAGAGUGGGCCCCAGUGCCUAAGGAUGUUGAAAGGACACUCAAACUCUCACCGUUCAGUGCAUUUCAGCAGAUUAAGGUUCCCCGUCAGAACCAGCCUGUGGUGGUGCUCAACCACCCGGAUGCAGACAUCCCUGAGGUGGUGAGCAUCAUGAAGUCUGUGAACAGGUUUAAAGGCGAUAUCCUCAAGGUGGCGCUCUCCCAAAGAACUGUCCAAGCCCUCUCUGAGCUGAGCCUCUCUGGCGUCCUGAGGCCGAGUCCUAACACAUCCAAGUCUGCCAUGCUGCAUGGCACAGCGAGGGCUAGGAUGUUUGGGAGCACGGUCAGGGAGAGGUUCAUCCUGAAACUGAAGUUAAAAAAGAUGAGCAGAAACAAAUAUGAGGUGGUGCGGAAGUCCUCACCCAGCGGCUCUGCAGAGCAGCCGUCCAGUUUUUCCUGUUGGUUCUGUGGUAGAAUGUUUAACAACCAAGAGGACUGGAUAGGUCAUGGUCAACGUCAUCUGAUGGAGGCAACCAGAGAUUGGAAUAAACUUUUUUAAAACCAUUAUAGAGCCCAUUGAUUGGGACAAAUGCCGUCCUUUUAAAAAAAAAAAAAAAAAAAACUGAACAGAGACAAGGAAAUAACUUGUUUUUUUUUUUUUUGAACGACUGAUAAUCUAUUGUUUUUAAUCUAUAGUUCUCCAUCCAGAAGCUUUUAUUUGAUAUAUAAUGGCAUAGAAAAAAGAGUGUUGUACCUAAAAUGCAUUUAUUUGUAUAUAAUCCCUUGUAUAUUUAAAUUUUAAACAUUUGUGUUUGUACAGAUGUGAACUGUGAAAACUGGACACACUGUUUGUUAAAAGUGCGCAAACUUAGAGAUCACUGGCAGAAAAAGAGGGUGCUGUCUGUCACUUUAAUGCAGACUAUUCACAAAUUACUCAGGUGAUUUCAUAAUCUCUGAAUGAUCCAGUUUGUGUAUUUUUCCUUUAACUGCAUUGAGAAGACAUAAUUGCAGUUUGUAGUUAUGGUUUAAAUAGAUAUUUGCCCACACAAUGAGACAUAAAGAGACUUUUAAAUUGUGGUGUAUAAUUUGAUGUAUGUCCCAUCUUUUAGCCUAUAUUUUAAACAAACCUUGAGAGUAUAAUUGUAUGGUUUAUUUGUCUUGCAUUAUGGGGAGGAAAUUACUAAGAAAUGAAAUGCUUUCCUGUGGAAACAGUUAGUUGUAAACAGUUAUGCCCGGAAAAAAAAAAUUACACUGUAUUUGGAUGUAUUUCCUGAAGGUCUUUUUAAAAUAUUUUUUGGUGCCAUGCAUCUACUCUGAGCAGAACCUUCACAUGGGCCCAGUGUCAUAUAAAAGUAGCAAUACACAAUUUUUUGCAUUGUUUUCAACUUGUUUGUUUGCUUUUAAAGUCACAUCUACUUUCACUUCUUUUGGAAAUUUAUUGAAAGCUAUUGCUCUUUUCCCUGUUUUCUUGUUGUUGCAAGAGGAGCUAGCAGUGGCGUGAGUUCAAGAGAAUGUUCUCAGAUGCACAUUGUCCAACAAACCUCAUAGGGCCCACCAAACACUAACCAUUAGAUUUUUUUCAUGUCUCAGUGCCUGAGUGUACCUCGAAACCAUUCAAGCUGGGUUGGAUGUUAAUGUGCGAAGCUGUAUGUUAUAACCUCAGCUAAAUAGAUGUUGGAUAUGAGUGGUCUUUUUUCAUACGGUAAAAGAUAGGCAGGCUUUGUUUAAACCCAAAGAAAAACUGACUUCCCUAUACAUCCAUAAUGUGUUCCUGAUCAUUUUAUGCCAUGUGGUGCUUCAUUAAUUUCUGUGAGAUUUUCAACUGUAUUUCUGUAUGUGUGGGCUUUCUCAGGAUAUACCAGCUCUUUUCAUAUAUAUAUAUAAAUGCCAACAUGUAAGGUGCUUUCUUUGUUGAAAAAAAUCCUAAUGUCUGUUUUUUCUAAAAAACAGGCCUCCAUAUUUUUACUUUCAUACAACACAUCCAGAGCAGGUUAAUUGACACAAGUAACUUGUCAUUAAGAAAGGAAAAUAAUUCUCUAAGUUAUUAAAUAAGAUCUAUGACUCCUGUGGAUUACUUUAUCAAAUUUGUUUUAUUUGAAUGUCCUGUUUUGAACAUUUCAGAAAUAUUUGAUUGCUUGUGAAAGUUCAGAAGUCCUUUGGUCAUAAUUAUCCAGUUACAUUUGACAUUAACAAACAGAAAUCAUUCUCUGUACCUUUAGGUAUAGCUUGCAUUUGGUUGCUCAGAAUUGUAUGGAUUUUGGAAGCUUGAGGUGUUUGUGCUGUAGACCUAACAUGAAUGUGACAUUUUAGAACGUUCACCACUGAUUUGAUUCCACAGAUCGCUCAAGUAGAUGUGGUGGUUUUUACAUAACACAAAGUGGUCAUACAGUAAAAUUGUUGUGUUGGCUGAGAGAAGAACAACCACCAUGUACAAUUUGAUCAUGAGUCACUGUCAAUAUAAGUGUUUUUUUUUUUUAAUUUAUACUUAAUGCUUAAUAUAAUUCCUGGGAUAUGAUAUGGUUCACACAAUUCAUAAUGCAAUUUUCUUUCACUUCCGUUACAUGUGUCUUUCUCUCUUUCCUAAGUCUUCUGACAAUCACUGUAACUGACCGUUGAUGUACUGUACUGUUAGCUUGCAUACCUUGCAAAUAUCAGAAGUCCCAGGUUAAACCUAUUAACCUUUGUCUGAUUCCUUUGGAUUCAGAUCUGCACUUGGCACCCAGAUAAACCAAAUUUACAACUGUAAUAUUUCAUGUAAGGUUGUUGACAUUCAUUGUGGUCUGAGAAACAAGUUUAUUUUUGUAAACAAAGUGCCUAAAAUGUGAUGCACCAGGUUGACACUAUUGUACUGUAGUACCUCCUCUUGCAGUUCUAUCCUGAUUAAAUGUAAAUACUUUGAA